Messenger RNA from Rosa rugosa (rugosa rose), 651 nucleotides. Its product is annotated as desmethyl-deoxy-podophyllotoxin synthase-like. Lineage: Eukaryota; Viridiplantae; Streptophyta; Magnoliopsida; Rosales; Rosaceae. Gene Ontology annotation, molecular function: heme binding; iron ion binding; monooxygenase activity. The transcript has 2 exons. The record is from RefSeq and is a predicted model, not a curated record. The coding region runs from base 16 to 651 and encodes 211 amino acids.
ACUGUAGAUUGGGCAAUGUCAGAACUGACAAAACAUCCGAGAAUCAUGCAGAGGCCACCGGAUGAGGUGAGGGAAGUGUAUGACAAAACACAACAGGUGAACGAAACGAGCAUCAAAGAGAUGAAAUAUUUAAAGUUGGUUAUUCAAGAGACACUGAGGUUACACCCUGUUGUUCCCUUGUUACUUCCACGAGAAUGUGGAGAGAGGUGUGAGAUUGAUGGAUAUGAAAUACCUGUCAAAACAAAGGUAAUUGUGAAUUCUUGGGCAAUUGGAGGAGAUCCCAGUUACUGGACUGAGCCCGAGACCUUUUAUCCAGAGAGAUUCCUUGAUAGCUCUACUAACUACCGAGGAACAACCUUUGAGUAUAUACCAUUUGGCGGUGGAAGUAGAAUUUUCCCUGGCAUAUUAUAUGGUCUCGCUAAUGUUGAGAUCCCACUAGCAUUGCUGUUAUAUCAUUUUGAUUGGAAACUCCCCAAUGGAAUGAAGAAUGAAGACUUGGACAUGACUGAGGACUUUGGCAUUGCAGUCCGCAGAAAAGAAGAUCUUCAUUGUUUAAGUGAACAACUCAGAAAUCUCAACAAAGACAUAAGCUAUGAACGUAGCAAGUUCUUCUUGAAGAUUUUACCUUUGAAGCUUGAAAUACCCAAUUGA